AUGGACCGUCCGCCUGCCAGACAGCCGUGGAAUGACCGCUUCCCUUCCCCGCCCUCGGGUUGGACCCGUUCCCCUUACGGAGGCUCCGGACAUCGUGGGGGUUCUCCCCGCGGCUACUCAACCUACUCGCCCACCUCUCCCAUGUGUUCCCCGGUCGGGUUUAACCGUGGACACUGGGGAAGUCCUCAAGCAGGGUCUGGCGGGAGAGGACGGGGCUUCAGGGGGUCUCCGGCUCGGUUCGGCAGCGGAGAGAGGGCGCAGAGAAGAGGACACCGCUUUGAGAGGCCUAUGAACUUCAGUCCGUCGUCUUCCAGGGAGCAGGAUCAGUCUUUUGACUCGAUAGAGAAGUACUUCAGUCCGUCCAUGUUGGAGGAUCCCUGGGCAGUGCUGCAAGCAACAGAGCCACAGACAUCGACCAGCAACAAUCAGUAA
Molecule: messenger RNA, 432 nt
Organism: Nerophis ophidion (straightnose pipefish)
Lineage: Eukaryota; Metazoa; Chordata; Actinopteri; Syngnathiformes; Syngnathidae
Product: M-phase-specific PLK1-interacting protein-like
Exons: 2
Coding region: 1-432 (143 amino acids)
Source: RefSeq, a predicted model, not a curated record